This is a messenger RNA of Cuscuta europaea, 1610 nucleotides long. Lineage: Eukaryota; Viridiplantae; Streptophyta; Magnoliopsida; Solanales; Convolvulaceae. The record is from the annotation of a GenBank genome assembly.
AUAGAAUCUGUCAUAUUAAAUGAUUCAAAGUUACUGGCCAAAGCGUUUGAUCCGGUCCAAUUAGGAAAUCACAUGCCCAACUCUCUGCCGCUCAUCUCUCAGCCGUCUGACGGUUGUACGCUAUAGUGCUCUCUCCGUUUCCGGCUCCUCUUCUGACGCAUAUCUACACCACGCCGUUCGUCCUGAGGUCUGUUUCAACCGAAUGAGUGCGUCAAAAGAGAUGGCGAGAGCUUCAAAGAGGAAGAUAAUGAAUGCUUCACUUCUUUCUUUUUUUCCGGAGGAAAUUCUUCUCGAAAUUCUUACCAAGCUUCCCGUUAAAUCUCUACUACAGCUCAAAUGUGUUUGCAAAUCAGCUUAUUCACUGUUUACUGAUCCUUUUUUCACUGAGCUGCACCACAAUAUGUGUUCAACCCUUCCGGGUAAGACGAGCAUUCUCAUGUAUUUUCCAACUCGCACAAGCAUGACACGUCAUGUGUAUUACACUAUAAAUAUGAGUGAAGGAAGCCAAGGAAAGCUCCGUUCUUGCUAUGUUUCGUACUUGGAAAGGAAGCUGUUUCGUAAACAUCAUUUACGGUCCUCUGCUAAUGGCUUAGUUUGUCUAUAUAGAAACCCCCAUGAUGUAAUUGUUUGCAACCUUUCUACUAGACAACAUAUAUCACUUCCGGAAGCACAUGAAGUGCAUGGAUCAAAAUCUCCGAAAUCAGGUUGUGCAUUAUUAGGUUUUGAUCUGGUUUCAAAAACAUUUAAAGUUUUAAAGUCAGUGCAAUAUCUGGAUUCCCAUGAUGUGCAGAAGCAUUGGGUUUUUACUUUGGGCGUGGAUAAGUCAUGGAGGGAGAUUAAUAUUGAUUCGUAUUUCCCACACUGCUCUUUUGACUCCUUCUAUUCCCACUCUAGUAGUGUUUAUGUUGAGGAGGUUAUCUACUCACUAAAUUGGCAUAGAGGAAAUAUUGAUGAUUUUCCAAGGUGUGAUGAUAUUGCAGCAUUUGAUGUUAGGACUGAAAAUUUGAGCAUGAUAUCUUUCCCCAUUGGAUUGCCAAGACAUGACUUUUACUCGUCAGACGUCUUCUCAAGAUCAGGAUUGGUUGGACUGGAGGGUCGAUUAGCUAUCAUUCAGGUUUGUCCAAAUAGUGACUACAAGAUGGAAGUAUGGAUUUUGAAAAACUGUAUGCAAUGGGAGAACAAGCGGACGAUUCCCAUCCCAUUGGAAGGGAGAAAGCUACUCGACCGAGCUGUUUUGUUACGUUUUGCUUCAACCCAUGCUGGGGAAAUUGUGUUGGUGACUUUAGGGAGGAAAUCAAUUUUUGUUUUAAUUUAUGGAUUAAGAAUGCAGGUUUGGAGAAUGUUUAAAGUACGUGGACGUUUCCCAACUGAUAAUGAGGCAUGGAAAAAUGUCAUGCACAUCAUUCCGGAGAAUAUCUUUUCCCUCAUAUAAUCCCAUUCUUUGUUCCUUCCAUUAAUAAUAUUUUUAUUUUAAUGUCCAUGAUUUGAAUUUGUGAUUUUGAGGCAAGUGUAAUAAAUAUUGUUCGUUUUUUGUGUUUUUGUUUUGUUUUCUGAAUAUUGUACACUUUUUUCUUCAAACAUUUUAUUAUUUAUACAAACAAUUUCACCUA